Messenger RNA from Racocetra persica, 137 nucleotides. Lineage: Eukaryota; Fungi; Glomeromycota; Glomeromycetes; Diversisporales; Gigasporaceae. The record is from the annotation of a GenBank genome assembly.
UUUAAUCCAAGAUGUAGAUAACGACGAAGAUGAUAAUAAAAGUUUUUGUGAUCUAACUCAAGAUGUGGAUAACGACGAAGGUGAUCAUAAAAGUUUUUGUGAUCUGACUCAAGACAUUAAUUUGGAUAUAAACACAG